AUCAAAGAAUUAACCCGCCAAAAUUUCAUAUUGUCACGGAGUUUAAUACUGCGCAUGCGCGAAGCAGACGAUUCUUAUAACCUAUAAAUAAACGUGAAUGACUUCGAGAAAAAGUUCAAACAAUUAUCAUUCAUUUUAUGCCUCUUGUUAAUAUCAAUGGCUAUAAACACGAAACAAACCAUGCCAACAAUUAAAUCUAAUUCGGUGGAGAUUGCAAAUCUUCAGGAUACUUUGACACCCUUUGGUGUACGUCUUUCUGGAAUUUAUAUGCGGAGUUUUGCUUAUGUUACACUUAAGGAUAGAUUACCCAUAAUAUUAACAAAAAUUAUAGACAACUUUAGUCGUAAUAAAGAACAAAUCGCAGAAAAAUUUGGACAGAAUGCUACGGAAGAAAUAAAACAAAUGGUUGGAUUUAUAAGUCAAUUGAAGAAUGAAAUUGUUACUAAUAAGGCAUUGAAAAUAUUACCAACGAUAGAAAAUGACGAUGAUAAUGAUGCAUCUGUUUGGAACAAGUAUUUGGAAGAUAAAACUGAGAAAGAAGGUACCGUACCAACCUGGUUUAAUACAGAAUGGUUGUACUGCGAAUGCUACAUGUAUCGUAGUUUGGUACAAAAAUUUCUUCUUAUGAAUGCUUUACGUACGUAUGAUCCAUUUCAACAGCAGAAAAGAGAUACUUUUAUUAAUUCCCUAAAUACCAUAAAAAUUCUCAAUAAGUAUUUGUUAGAUAUAAUUGACAGAGUAAAAUUAAUGGAGGAAGUUGAAAAGAAACAAAAAUUCUUUAAAUUAAUCCAAUUGAAUCUGUGGGGAAACAGAUGUGAUUUAUCUCUAAGUGCAGGAUCCGAUAGUAGUCAAAUUAGUAAUCCUAUAGAACAAUUAGAAACUCUUCACAAUUAUAUACUUGAUAAUGCCACUGAUUUUGCUUGGCAACUUCUUAGUAAACAAAAACUAAAUGAUUCUAAUAUUAUAGACAUGGUAUUAGAUAAUGCAGGAUAUGAACUUUUCACUGAUAUAUGUUUAGCAAUUUUCCUAGUUAAUUUUGGCUUAGCCGGAAAAGUUAGAUUUUAUGUAAAACGGUAUCCAUGGUAUGUCAGUGAUACUAACACUCAUGAUUUUCAUUGGGUAUUGGAUUAUAUGAAAAAAUCCUCAAAUCCAGAAUUAGAAAGAACAGCACAGUUAUCUUAUGAUUACUUAAAAAACAAUAUUUGGACCAUUGAGGAAGAAUCUUAUUGGACAAGUCCUUACGAUUUUGCAGAAAUGAAAGAAAAGGAUAAAGUACUAUAUGCGAAAUUAUCAGAUGCAAAAUUAGUAAUAUUUAAAGGUGAUUUAAAUUAUAGAAAAUUAUUGGGUGAUAUAAAUUGGGAAUACACUACUUCAUUUAUGGAAGCAUUGAGAGGUUUUAGACCAACAAAUAUUUUGAGUUUGAGAACAAUAAAGUCUGAUGUUUGUGUUGGAUUACCACUUGGAAAAGGUGAAAUGUUAUACGAAAAAGAUGAAAAUUGGAUGAUUACUGGUAAAUAUGGUCUUAUUCAAGCAACAGUUGAAAACGUUUGUAACUGUUCCACUAUAUGUUAAUAAGCGAAAUUAAAUUAAAGAUAAUAUUAUUGUUAUAUCUAUAAAGAGAGAGAAUUUUAUAUAAAUUUAUUAAGUCACAUAAAUGCAACAACUCCUAAUUCGUCUAGUUGCAUUUAAAUCUACAGAUUGAUAUAUGUAAAUGUUUUCGAGUAAAAUAUUAAUGUCAAUGUACAUGUACCAUUUGUUAAAUCUAUUAAAUAUUUUUCUUUUUUCA
Molecule: messenger RNA, 1786 nt
Organism: Vespa mandarinia (Asian giant hornet)
Lineage: Eukaryota; Metazoa; Arthropoda; Insecta; Hymenoptera; Vespidae
Product: damage-control phosphatase 1
Biological process (GO): DNA damage response
Cellular component (GO): nucleus
Molecular function (GO): phosphatase activity
Source: RefSeq, a predicted model, not a curated record